UGCGACAUCGUCGUGCCGCGCGCCACGUGCUCCGAGCUCUCGCCUCGACGCGGAAAUGAGUUUUUUUUCCCCAUUCCAUUUCCCCCAAUCUGCGCUGAAUCCAUCUUCUUCUAUUCCUCUCCGUCUGAGCCUCGUGGGGGCGUGGAGGGGGUCGCGAUCGACGGGCGCGCGCAGCUCUCCGCCGAUCUUACCGCGAUCCGUUGCAAUUCGUGAUUCUUCGCCCAACCCCCACGCCCACGCCCACGCCCACGCCCCGCCCUCAAUUUUUUCUUGCAUUUUCCUUCCCAUGUGCGUGGAUCUCGGGGUGCGGGCGGCCUAGGGUUUAUGGCUUUGGUCAAUCCAUGGCGUGCGCUGCCGAGGUCGCCCUGUCGCUUCUUCUUUAAUGCGCGCUGAUCCCCAUGGAACCCGAGUCCCGGGACACUUAUGGAUUCGCAGUGCGGCCACAGCAUCUGCAGCGUUUCCGUGAGUAUGCCAAGAUAUACAAGGAGGAGGAGGAUGAGAGAGCGCAUAGAUGGAAGGACUUCUUGGACAGGUUGGCUGAGUCUGUGGAUGUGCCCAGCACAGCCAGCAUUUUGCCGUCGACAGAUGCUGCUGCUGCCGGAGAUGGUGAAGGAGGUGCUGAAAGCGCAGAAAAGGGUGAUGAAGAAGAAGAGCAUGAAACCGAUGGUGCAGAGAAGAGCAAUAAAUCAGAAUGUUUGAAGGAAGUUGACGUCAAUGAAGAAUUCAGAGAUCCAAAUGGCGUGCCAGAAGAUUCGAAAGAUGUGUCUGGUAACUCGGGAAAACUGGAAGAUGAUAGCAGUAACAGAGGGGCACAUUGCAAUGAAGAAGAAGAGGAUGAGGCUGCAGAAAGGAAUGCCAAAUUGGAAGAUGUGGAGGAAGUUGAUGGCAACAAUGAAUUCAGAGAAGCAAAUGGCAGUCCAGAAGAUUUUAAAGAUAUGUCUGGCAGCUCGGAAAAACUGAAAGAGGAUAGUACUGCCAACUCUGUAGAAUUUAACAAAGCCUCUGAAGAGUUGAAGGAAAUGAGUGAGGGCUUGGAACAAAUAAAAGAUGUAAAUGGGGGCUCAGAAGAAUUUAAAGAUCAAAACGGACGAUCAAAAAUAUUGAGAGAAGUGAACAACGACAACUUGGAAAAGUUUGAAGAGACCCCGUUUGGUAAGGGGUUGUUGGAUGAAUUGGAGCCCAUGAAAGUCGAGUCCUGGAAGCGGAUGAGGGCAUCACUCAGCGUCAUUGAAAAAAUGAUGAGCUCUCGGGUGGUGAAAAGAAAUGAUACUGCAGAAACCACAUGUGGAAAGGUUGCAACACAGCUUGCUUCAAUUGAAGAAGAACGGACAGUAGAAGAAAAUCAUGAAGGGGUUCCGGCAGAGGAGUCGUAUGAUGCAAAAAAGUUGGAUCAAUCACAGGACAGGGCAUCUAGUGAUUCGACGAAUGUUACCUUUGAGGGAGUCGAUGAAGGGUCUUAUUUUCCUUGGAGGGAGGAACUUGAGAGCUUGGUUCGUGGAGGCGUGCCAAUAGCUCUUAGAGGAGAGAUGUGGCAAGCAUUUGUGGGUGUUGGUGCUCGCAAAAUUACUGGGUACUACAAGAAAUUGCUUGAUGAGAGGACCGAGGUAUUGGAUGAAAAGGACCUCGAGGACCAACUGGCAAAUGGACAGAAAAGUUCACCGAAAAAGCUUCCCAAGCCUGAGAAGUGGAAGGGACAGAUAGAGAAGGAUUUGCCUCGAACAUUUCCGGGACACCCUGCAUUAGAUGAGGAUGGGAGAAAUGCUUUGAGGCGGUUAUUAACAGCAUACGCAAGGCAUAAUCCAUCUGUUGGAUACUGCCAGGCCAUGAACUUUUUUGCCGGACUAUUUUUAUUGUUCAUGCCUGAAGAAAAUGCAUUCUGGGCUCUGGUGGGGAUCAUUGAUGAGUACUUUGAUGGUUACUACACUGAGGAAAUGAUUGAAUCACAGGUUGACCAGCUUGUUCUUGAGGAGGUUGUACGAGAAAGAUUCCCCAAAUUGGCCAAACAUACGGAUUUCUUGGGAGUUCAGGUGACAUGGGUGACUGGACCAUGGUUUCUUUCAAUUUUCAUCAACAUGCUUCCAUGGGAAAGUGUUCUUCGUGUUUGGGAUGUGAUCCUUUUUGAAGGGAAUCGUACAAUGCUGUUCCGGACAACGCUUGCAUUGCUAGACUUAUAUGGGCCUGCCCUGGUGACCACAAAGGAUGCUGGAGACGCAAUUACAUUACUGCAGUCUCUUGCUGGCUCUACCUUUGACAGCAGCCAGCUUGUAUUGACAGCUUGUAUGGGUUUUCAGUCAGUCAAAGAAAUGGGAUUGCGGGAGCUAAGAAAAAAGCACAGGCCCGAAAUUAUAGCUGCUAUGGAGGAAAGAUCAAAAGACCGUAAAUCAUGGAAAGAUAAGAAGGGGUUGGCAACUAAACUAUACAGCUUUAAACAUGACCCCUCAUCUCUGUGCCCACAAGUUGACUCCAAGGAAGGAGCAGACGGUUUGCAACUGAAUGGGGAUUCUGGCUCAACAAAUCUGGAAAACUUCCUUAGUAGUUCAGCGUUAGAGAGUGAGUUGGAUGAGGGCCUUGAUCUUCAAGAUCAGGUCACAUGGCUAAAGGGUGAGCUGUGCAAACUGCUUGAGGAGAAAAGAUCAGCUGAACUCAGAAGCGAGGAGUUGGAGACUGCUUUAAUGGAAAUGGUCACGCAGGAUAAUAGGCGUAUGUUGAGUGCUAAGGUCGAGAAAUUGGAGGCAGAGGUAUCUGAACUGCAAAAGAUUUUUGCAGAUAAGCAAGAACAGGAGCAAGCAAUGCUUCAGAUUUUAUUAAGAAUGGAGCAGGAGCAGAAAGUGGCAGAAGAUGCCCGCGUAGCUGCUGAGCGAGAUGCUGCUGAACAAAAAUAUGCUGCCCACUUGCUCCAGGAGAAGUAUGAAGCAGCAACAGCAGCACUUUCUCAAAUGGAGAAGAGAGCUGUGAUGGCAGAAACUAUGUUGGAAGCUACAAAGCAGUACCAGGCUGGGCAGGUUAAAGCCAACCAAACAUUUGCUCCAAAAUCACCACAUGCAGACCUUGGGAAGACGAACCAAGAUCCCAAUCAAGAUACACCCAACAGAAAAUUGGGUUUGCUUUCUAGAGGGCUUGGAUGGCUAGAGAAGAGCAAGGGAAAAUCAAAUUCCAAUGAAACAGCUGAAGGGUAAAAUCCUGAGGAAUCAGGUAGAAAAUUGUCGGUUCCUACAAGGAUCUUGAUGGCCACAAAGGAUUCAAUUGCCUGAUCCCAGGAGUAAUCUUUUAAAAAGGCCAUCCUUUUUUCCAUGGGAAGAUCAACCGGCGUUUCUCUUGAAGUUUUGGUGAAGUUGUACUUUGUAUCAUAUUGAGUUCAGUUGUCUGAUGAAAUUACCAUAGUAGGUCCAGAUCGAUGCAAGGCAUGCAUGUAAUUUUUCUUCUCCGAUUAGUUUUCAUUAAGAUUGUCAAUAUUUAGUGUUCGGGCUAGGAGAAAGAAAAUACAGUACCCCAAUACGCACGAAAAACUCUGUUUUUAGGUUAGUUUUUGACAGUGUCAUAGAGUUAUACUGGGGAAGAGCACAAUUUAUCUCUCUUCUGGAAGAGUUGUGCAAAGCACUGUAAAGGAAAUGAUCUUUCAGUGUCUUGUUUGUUCUUUUGAUACCAAUGACCUGCAAGUCUGCAACAUGUUCAUUCAUAAUUUAGUCGAAUAUGCCAUUUUCUCCCCUGAA
Molecule: messenger RNA, 3710 nt
Organism: Brachypodium distachyon (stiff brome)
Lineage: Eukaryota; Viridiplantae; Streptophyta; Magnoliopsida; Poales; Poaceae
Product: TBC1 domain family member 2A
Exons: 18
Coding region: 399-3176 (925 amino acids)
Source: RefSeq, a predicted model, not a curated record